AUGGCUGGCCCCACUAACCAGAUCCCCGCCAUCUAUGAACGGGCAAUAAAGAAGUACCAGGAGAUCACCGACGAGCCGUUCGACGUGCAAUUCCUGGCAAAGAUUCAGAAUGUCGAGGAUCUAACGAAAGAAAUCGACGCAAGGAACAACAGCUUUCGCGAAUUUCGCGAGAAGAGGGGCGCGAUUUUCGAUGUUCUCAACGCCGCGAUGAUCCCGGUGCAGUUGUUCGGUGAUUUGGCCGCUGGCGGUGCCUCCAUGGUCUUCCCGCCGAGUAGCCUUGUCUUUGGGGCCGUGACCUACUUGAUGGGGGCGGCGAAGGGGGUGUCUGCGUCCUACGAUGCGAUCCAGGAUUUGAUGGGAACAUUGAAGGACUUCACGAUCCGACUGAAGGCCUAUAGCCGGGAGUCCAUCUCGGAUGAUCUCAGCAAUAAGCUCAGCGAUAUUCUCGUGACACUGGUCGAGAUUCUUGCCCUCUCGACGAAAACCAUUCGCCGCGGUCGGUUGCUCAAGUUCACGCGCAAUAUCCUGCUGGGGAGCAAUGAUGCUAUCCAGGGGGCCAUGGGUAAGCUGGACAAGCUAACCAGAGUGGAGGCGGAUUUGGUUGGGGCUGAGACGCUGACCGAGUCGAAACGCACGGGUCGCGUGGUGGAUGGAAUGUCAGCAACGGUCACCUCGACCCAUACCACCGUGAUCGAAACUGGCAUGACCGUCAACCAAGUGAACGUGCGGGUCAAUGAGGUGCAGGAGAUGCUUGGCACCUUGAUGGUUUCGGUCAAGGAGAACAAGCAGGAAAGCAGUGAGGAUCGUGAGAAGGCACUGCAGGAACAUGUGAACAAGAUUCUCCGGCCAUCCAAAACGGACUCUGCUCAGGACUGGUAUGAUAAGAUUAACAAGGCUCGUAUACCGGGUACUGGUGAUUGGGUGAGAGAUGAGCGGAUCUUCAACGAGUGGUAUGACAAGGAUCUACCGGUGAUGUUUAUAUCGGGUAAUCCUGGAGCGGGAAAGUCAUACAUCGUGGCAAAUAUGAUCAGCCGUCUUCUAGAAUUGCACCCCCAGAGUGUGCAAAACAGCUCACUCACCUCGGUGGGGUUUUUCUUCUUCAAGGACGACAAUCCAGGCACAAGGUCAUUUCACCAGGCCUUGCGGGACCUCGCGUUGCAAAUCAGCAAAAACGAUCCGGUGUACCUGAAACACCUCGCCACUAUUGAAGAUUACGAGACGAUUAGCACGCUCGAGAGCGCAUGGCGACUGCUCUUUGUCGAUUACUUCGUGAAGAAUACCAACGCCGACAGCAAUGUCUAUAUACUGUUAGAUGGCGUGGAUGAAGCGUUCGAUGAAGAGCGCCGGACCUUCUUCAGCCUGGCAAAAGACCUCUAUGAACCUGCUGCAGAGUCCCAUCUGCAGCUCGCUGUUAUUGGCCGACCUCACAUAAGUGACCAGCUGCUGGAAGGCCUAGAGGUGGAGGUACCGACAAUUCAUGUCACGACCCAGAAGAACUCGAGAGAUAUAAAUCAGUACAUCCAUGCCAGCAUCAAGAAGUCGGUGGUUCUCCGCAGAGUGUCAGCGAAGUUGCGCCAGGAAAUUGUGGAAAAGCUAUCGGCGAGAGCGGAGGGCAUGUUUCUCUGGGUGAACCUGAUGCUACAAGAACUAGUCAAGAAGCGGAACGAGUCCAGUAUUCGGAAGGCGUUGGAUCAAGCCCCCAAGGGCCUCAAAGAAAUGCUCCGCCACGUCCUCGUAAGCUUCUCGACUAGCUCUAACGAGGAGGAGCUGGAGUUCCUCAACGAGAUCUUGCUAUGGGUUACGUGUUCGAGGCAGCCCUUAACGCUGGCUGAGGUUGAGUUCAUUCUCAAGCUCAAGUCACCAGAAGGAGAUGGUAUGAUCUAUCCCGAAGGAGCAUUGCGGCGCCAGUUUGCCUCCUUCUUCAGCCUGGACCGCGAGGAUGGACUCACCACAGCGGAAUUGCAGAUGAUGUCCAAGAACAGGAACAAUUUCGAUGAAUCUGACGAUGAAGGAACGGGUAGAGAUGAGGACGAGGAGGCCUUUGAGGAUGUUGAGAACUUUACAGAUUUUGACUCCCACAAAGAAACAACGACAGUCACUUUCUGCCACGCAUCCAUUGGCGAUUUCUUCCGUGAUCCGACAGAAGGCAAGGUUUCCGAUGAGGAAAGCCAUGUCCCUGUUGGAGUCGAGUAUCUGCGUGCGAAGGCGCACGUGCUGAAGACCUUUCUGAGGAUCUUUACAGAUAAGGAGUUCGCGAAAAAGGCGGACGAUGGUGAGCAUAUGCUCCGUCAUGCGGCCGAAAAUUGGGUCCAUCACCUCCUUACCACGCCUGCAUCGGACUGCGCCCUUGAGGACAGACGCGAAAUUGCCAAAAUGCUGCUGGUAGCGCUGAGAUCUGAAGAAGCGAUCACGGGCUGGAUCGGCUAUCGGGGCUGGAUAUCCACGGAGGCUAAUAUUCGGGCCAUACGACAGUGGUGGGAAGAUGAUGAAGUGUUGGAGUCCCUGACGCUGGAUGAACGAGAGUUCAUCUCCUCGACCAAGGAGAAUCCCGUCACAACAUUCAAGCCGCUUGCCAUGCUGUGCACUAAGAAAUAUGUCGCCGAAGAUAUGUGGUUGGCUGCUCCUGUUGCUGCGGUGGUGUGGAGCUACCAAAGUCUGAUGAAGGGCAAAGAGGUCAACUUCCUUGAAACAUUUGACCCGACUCCGGAAGAGGUCAUUGAAGGUGCUGAAUUUGGCGACUUUGAAAAGAAUGCGUUGUGGUAUCGCAGGUGUGCCAUCGUCCUGCGCCAAUUGAAGUAUUUUGACCAGGCGUUGGAUUACUUCUCGAAAGCAGUUGAGCUAGCGCCGGACAUGUGGCUGAGCAAAGCUGGCAUGGCCAUUGUGUAUUCCAUGCAAGGGGAAUGGCAGAAGGCUAUUGACCUGGAUGAGGAAGUUGUGCAGACCUUAUUGGUCGAAAUUGAGGCGCAUCCAGACGACUUGGGACUCAGGGCCAGUAUUCACACAAGCUUAGAACGCCUUGGUGAUUCCUACCAGCAGCUUGGGGAUCCCAAAAAGCGAUUUGAGGCAUAUAACAGGGCACAGACGCUAACGCCCUACUGCGACACAUGUAUCAACGUGCUUCUUGAGCAUUAUAGUGCAGAGCACGAUCAUCAGGCCACCAUCGACCUGCUCAAGAAUUUAGCCGAUACCCCGGUUCCGGACAAAGACUUUUCGCGAUUGACACAGUCACUGUGGGACAACCCUGCAGAAGACACGCGUUACUUUGUGCUCGCUGCAGAUGCGGCAUUGGCUACUGAUAACCUCGAUUUCAUGGUAGAGUCAUGGCGUACUGCCGCUCGUGCAGCUCGCAAGGCGUCCAAGACGGUGACUGCCGCUCAGCUCGACAUGUCCCUUGCACGAAUUUACAGUGAAUUCCUUCAUGAUCAGACCAAAGCCGUCAAGCGCUGGGAGAGAAUCAUGAAUACAUACGCCUCGUCGAAGGACGACACUGUGAUUGGCUUCUCAAAGCUGAAGGCCUCCUUUGAAUUGGCGAAACAGUUUCUCUGUGACGCGGUUGAGGCAGGAAUCGGAACCCCGCAAGCAGAAGAAGCCGGAGCAAAGCUCGAAAAGCUCGGGAAAGAGAUUAAGCUAAACGACGCGUCUGCGCUUUGGACUAUCUCCAGCAUGCGUGCCAUUUGCUUAGGGAUCUACUACCGCUUGAGCGGGCGUGAAGCGGAAGCUCGGGCUCUCUUCAAAUCAUCCAUUAAACGGGGAAUUGCGAUUCUGUCUGACGAUGACCCUGAGAACGAUGUGUUUGGAUUCUUGGACCUCCUGAAUGCACUUGUGGCGGCUGGCGACGUCAAAAAUGUGACCGCAGCUGCGUAUCAUGAAGUGUUUGGGAAAUAUAAUGUGGACGAUCUAGAGGGGGCAACAGGCAAUGAAAGCCCGGGCGAUGAGGACUCCAACUGGCUGAGCUGUGAUGGACCCUGUCGGAAAGAAUUUCCUACGCUUGACGAUUCCUAUCAGUGCCCCAUCUGUCUCGAUACCGCAUUCUGUCCAGCUUGUGCCAGCCUGCUUGCCGAGGGGACUAUGGGGAUCAGGAAAUGCAAUCCCAAACAUGUCAAGGAUUUUAUAUAUGUUCCCCCGCGACCCAAGACCGUACCAUCGGGAAAGAUGCUGGUGGAUGGGGAGGAGAUCGACUUUGAGCUUUGGAAGCAGCAGUUGAAAAAGGAAUGGGGCAUUUAGAUUCUUUUAUCUUAUCGAGUCUAUGAAAAAUCUCUACUUUUCGCCGUCUGAUGAAAGCUUGCAAACUCGCAAAGUGGCCUGCGAUAAAGUAUCUAAUUUUCUUCAAAUAUUUCUAACACUAAAAAAACCUGGUACAUACGACCAUAGGGUGUCGAGAACAGGACUUCCUAUCCACUCAGCCGUAC
Molecule: messenger RNA, 4409 nt
Organism: Aspergillus caelatus
Lineage: Eukaryota; Fungi; Ascomycota; Eurotiomycetes; Eurotiales; Aspergillaceae
Product: NACHT and TPR domain protein
Exons: 3
Coding region: 1-4224 (1407 amino acids)
Molecular function (GO): protein binding
Source: RefSeq, a predicted model, not a curated record